AUGGCCGGCCCAGCGAAGAAGCUGAAGCUUAGAUUUGGCGCAGGAGGUGCAGUGAGCGUAGCUACACCAUCUGAUAGUGCGCCCAGCUCGCGAGCAGGCAGCCCGUCGCAACAAGCUACGCCGCUUGCCGGACCAUCCAAAUUGACCUUCAAGCUCAAUGAAACAGCGCCCACUGGCACGAACGGCACUAGUGCACACAGCCGCCAUAGCCAUGACACCGUCCUUGCCGGCGAGGACGGGCUGGACGACGAUGAAGAGCCUGAUCUUGAUCUCGCCUACCGAUCCGAUGGCUCAGACUCGGACGAGUACUCUGAACAGAGCGAUUAUGAGGACAGAGGCGCCCAGUCUAGGGUACGCUCGGCAGCUCAGCGACAAGCACGAGCUGCUAAGCGAGCGACGAACGGCAAGGGCAAGGCCAGAGCGAAACCAGCGACGGUACCUGCUCAAGCUCGCAUUGGUCUUACAUCGAGCGACAAGUCACUCGCUACAGAGCAGGAUGACGGCGAUGCACCUCAUCAGAUAGCUAUCGGUGCCGGUCGCAAGCGAUUUCAUCAAAAUGCAGGAGAGACCGAGGGGGACGAUUUCAUUUCUGAGAUAUUUCCUCAUACCGACUUUACUUGGCUGCCACUCAAGCCAGACCAUGCCUUCAGGCCACUCUACGUCUCGCCAUCUUCGGGCGCGAUCAUACUGGAAGCGUUCCAUGCGCUAGCCUCACAAGCGCAGGACUUUCUGGUAGCCAUCGCGGAACCCGUCUCGCGGCCCGCGCACAUACACGAAUACAAACUGACACCUUACUCACUCUACGCGGCGGUCUCCGUCGGUCUGGAGACAGAGGAUAUCAUCGAGGUGCUCGCCAGGCUGUCAAAAGUGCCUGUGCCUAACGAGAUUAUCAAAUUCAUUCGUGAUUGUACAGUAUCUUACGGCAAAGUCAAGCUCGUGCUCAAACGUAACAAGUAUUACGUCGAAUCUGGCCAUCCGGAUACUCUACGUAUGCUUCUGCGCGAUGAUGUCAUAGGCAAGACGCGUAUAAGGGAGCACGACGACGAGCGGUUCGAUACAGAAAGGGCACCCACGCGCGGGGAUCUCGUCAUUCCCGGUAUCACAGAUCACGGAACAACGAGUAGGACUGCAGACGGCCAGACUCUUACCGAGGGUCAAGCGGAGCGGCGGCAGCCCGACGAAGUCGACUUCUUCACUUCCAUCGUUGGACUUGACAAAGCCGAUGAGCUAGAUGAUGACGACGACGUACAUGCCUUCGAAAUUGCCGAAAGUAGUGUAGAGACCGUCAAACGACGAUGCAACGAGCUAGAAUAUCCUAUGCUAGAAGAAUAUGACUUUCGAAAUGAUACUGUCAACGCUAAUCUCGAGAUCGAUCUCAAGCCCACUACAAGGAUUCGGUCAUAUCAGGAAAAGAGUCUCUCAAAAAUGUUCGGAAACGGAAGAGCACGAUCGGGCAUUAUUGUCUUGCCGUGUGGUGCGGGCAAGACGCUCGUCGGCAUCACUGCCGCCUGUACAAUCAAGAAAUCCGUCCUGGUUCUGUGCACGAGCGGCGUCAGCGUCAUGCAAUGGCGACAACAAUUCCUCAUGUGGUCCAACAUCCAAGAGCGACAGAUCUCCGUCUUUACGGCAGAUCACAAGGAGAAAUUCGCAGGGGCAUCUGGUAUCGUGGUCUCGACCUAUUCGAUGGUAGCCAAUCGACAGAAACGCUCUCAUGAUGCCCAAAAGAUGAUGGACUUUCUCACCUCGCGCGAAUGGGGCUUCAUCUUGCUCGAUGAGGUACACGUUGUGCCUGCCAAUAUGUUCAGACGAGUGGUCACGACGAUUAAAGCCCAUGCAAAGCUUGGUCUCACUGCUACGCUGGUGCGAGAAGACGACAAGAUCGACGAUCUCAACUUCCUCAUCGGCCCGAAGCUAUACGAAGCUAAUUGGAUGGAUCUCGCGCAAAAGGGCCACAUCGCUACCGUUCAGUGCGCGGAAGUAUGGUGCAACAUGACGCCAGAAUUCUAUCGCGAGUAUCUGCGUGAGAAAACUCGCAAGCGAAUGCUGCUCUACUGCAUGAACCCCAACAAGUUCCAAGCUUGUCAGUUCCUCAUCAAGUAUCACGAAGAUCGGGGUGACAAGAUCAUCGUCUUCUCGGACAACGUUUUCGCGCUCGAGGCCUACGCGAAGAAGCUGCAAAAGGCGUAUAUCCAUGGCGGGACGCCGCAGGUCGAGCGCAUGCGCAUUCUUGCUCACUUUCAAGCCAAUCCCCUCGUCAACACUAUCUUCUUAUCCAAGGUAGGCGAUACAUCGAUCGACUUGCCCGAGGCGACGUGCCUAAUCCAGAUCUCAUCUCACUUUGGCUCGCGACGACAAGAGGCUCAGCGGUUAGGCCGUAUCCUACGAGCUAAAAGACGAAACGACACUGGCUUCAAUGCGUUCUUCUACUCACUCGUGACGCGUGACUGCGAAGAGAUGUAUUACUCCACUAAGCGACAGCAAUUUCUCAUCGAUCAAGGCUACGCGUUCAAGGUCAUCACGCAGCUCAAGGGCAUCGAAGACAUGGAGGAUCUUGUCUACAAGAGCAAGAGCGAGCAGAUCGAAUUGCUGCAAUCUGUCUUGCUUGCCAAUGAGAGCGAAGCCGAACUUGGCACAGACAUUGGUUUCACAGAGGGCGAUCUACCCGGUACGGUGACCUCGAAAGAUUUCAAGCAACCCGCAAAGGGCGGAGCUGUAGUCAAGCGAGUGAUGGGCAGCCUGACGGCCUUGUCCGGUGCUCAGUCGAUGAGCUACAUGGAACAAGCUCGCUCCAAGAAUAAGGCGCUAGCCAAGGAGUCGGCCGACAGCCGGCAUAAGCUCUUCAAGAGCAAGGACAAGAGAGCAAAGGAGAAGGCCCGCAAGCGUGCGCGAGAGGAAGAGUAG
Mixia osmundae IAM 14324 is the source of this 2901-nucleotide messenger RNA. RefSeq lists its product as uncharacterized. Lineage: Eukaryota; Fungi; Basidiomycota; Mixiomycetes; Mixiales; Mixiaceae. Gene Ontology annotation, cellular component: transcription factor TFIIH holo complex; transcription preinitiation complex; nucleotide-excision repair factor 3 complex. The coding region runs from base 1 to 2901 and encodes 966 amino acids. The transcript has 3 exons. Gene Ontology annotation, biological process: transcription initiation at RNA polymerase II promoter; nucleotide-excision repair. The record is from RefSeq and is a predicted model, not a curated record. Gene Ontology annotation, molecular function: hydrolase activity; ATP binding; 3'-5' DNA helicase activity.